Molecule: messenger RNA, 1993 nt
Organism: Brachypodium distachyon (stiff brome)
Lineage: Eukaryota; Viridiplantae; Streptophyta; Magnoliopsida; Poales; Poaceae
Exons: 3
Coding region: 682-1686 (334 amino acids)
Source: RefSeq, a predicted model, not a curated record
UGCCAGUAGUACUCUCCUCCUCCGGUCUCCCUCUCGCUCCGUGCGCUAAUCAGGGCAGGCAAGGCAACCACCCCUCAACAACUACCCACCCCCCGUCCACCACGCCCUCCCCCCUCUCUCUCCUUCCUUGGUCCGGCUGCCGGCGUGCCGCCUCGCUCCACUCCCCCGCGGCACGGUGCCAACAGAUCGAUCGAUCCUGAGACCCACGCCGCACGCGGCGGUCGGGCGAGGCCUUGGUGAGGGCGUCCGCGCGCGGCACCAUGGUCACGACGGCGCCCGGGGAAGCCGGAGAGCACCCUCGCCGGCGGCGAGGAACGACGGAGAGGCGGCGGCCGGGGCUCGGGUUCUCGUCGACGCGGUCAACUUCUUCCUCGGCAAGCCAGUUGGGGGCCACGCGGCGCGGCCGGCCUCUCGGGCCCGCAUGUCAGAGAACGGAGCCAGCGCGUUGGAUUCGCCGCCCUUCCUCCUCCUCGUGCGGGGAGCUUAUUUAAACGCCCCCGCCUUGGCGCUACAGCGAUAACCGCCGCCCCCCCGCAACAACAAACAUUCGAUCCCCUUAAUCCUCAUCGGCUCAUCGAGUCAUCGUCUCUCUCUCUCCCUCUUCCCUCCCUCCCUCGCUGUUGUUAGCCAGGAGGAAAGGGGAGAGCCCGUGCGGCGCGCGAUCCGGUUAAUUCCCGAGGCAUGUUAUCGUCCUCCUCGUCUUCGUCGUCUUCAGAGGUGGCGGCCGGCGGAAUCUCAGGUUCAUCGAGGGCGGCGGGCGGCGGCGCGUCCAGUUCAUCGGGCGGCGCGGCGGCCCGCGGAGAGUCCAGUUGGGCGAGGGCGGCGGUGAGGGUCCAGAUGGGCGUCGCGCCGUUCCAGGACGGCCAAUACGUGCGGCUCUUCAACCGCGGCCGCGGGGGCUACCUCUUCGCCGACGAGACCGGGCGGGGCGUCUCCGUCGACCACCGCCGCGGCAUGGUCAACACGGCGUGGGUCGUGCAGAUCGUGGAGACCAAGACGUCCUACCACGCCCUGCUCCGCGGCGCCUACGGCCGGCACCUCGCCGUCACGCGCGCCCAGCCGCGCCCCGGCCACGUCGGCUGGAGCGCCGCGCAGUGCGUCUUCGACGAGCCGGAGGACACGCACGUCAUGUGGUGGACCACCCCGGGGAAGAAGGGCAGCGUCGUGCUGCUCCACGGCACGUCGGCCAACCUCGGGGCGCUCCGGGCCAACGGCCGGUACCGCCGCUGGCACAGGUGCGUCACCGUCGAGGCCAUCAAUCGCACCCGCGUCACCUCCAUGAUGGAGUGGGAGGUUGAGGUCAUUCCCCUCAGGGUGGAAAGGCCACCGUACCAGCUGCGACCAGGAGGCGCCAAUAUUACAUGGUGCCUGGGCUCUGCGGAGUUUAUGGAAGUUAGUUACAUCCUGGCAGAUGAUAACGGGAGCACCAAUGGCCGGGACUGGGUGAUUGUCCCGUUCUACGGCAGGAGUCUAAUGGAGAUGGGCAAUGAAUUGGCACGUCGGCUGGGCAAUGGUAUCAACUUCCAAGACAUCACCCUCUUCAUUCAGGCGGGCAACCUUGGGCAGCCCACCCUUCUGCUCACCGACUUGCCCCAUAGAGACGACCCCGUUGACAUCGUGGUGUUCAAGGUUGGCACACCAGGGCACGACCGGCUGCGUUUUCCGGAUCUUCAUGCUGAGCAGUAGAAGAGAAGGAUAGGAUCAGCCAACAGUUCUUCCCCUGGACAGCACUGUCAAGGCCUCCUCAAUUUUACUGCAGAGUGAUGGCCUGACAAGGAUUAGCAGUUCCCCUUUGUUUCUCUGAACAGUUCAUACUUCAUAGUCGUACUGUUAGUUCUACGAUAUAUGUAGUCAGUUACGAAACAUGGCCAAGACGAUGAAGUUUUGUUCUGUUGUCUUUUGGAACUUCAGAGAAAUUAAACAUGCUGCUCGAUUUGCUAGUACUCUGUUAGUUGUUGAUAGAAUUGUUCAUACAGUACUACAUUUCUCAGUU